AUGAUUUGUGAAGACUACCUGACAGGGGCGCAUUCGAUGGAUGUGCCUCAGGAAACAAUAGACAAGGAAGUUCAGGCCAUUUUAGAUAAAAUCAAGGGCAAGCCUGGUUUCAACCCCAAGCAGCUAUUUGAUCCUGAGAAGCACCUUGCUUGGAAAGACGAAUACUUCGAGAACACCAAAACAUUCACUCUUCAAGACCUGGGAAUCACAAAAACUCACACCAAGCCGAUCAAUGAUUUCGGUGCUACUCAUCCGUUCCCACUGCUCACAGAGGACGCUAUUGAUAUCAUGAAAUGGGAAGCAUUUCAGCCCCAGACCUUGAAAAAGUAUGCGCGUUUGACAAACCCUGAUUUCAGCUUGAAAACUAACCGGCACGAUUUCCACAUAGCAGGAUAUCCAGAAGAGGGUCAUGCUCCAUUCACCAAAUCUGUCUAUGAUCACCCCAGACUCAAGGAGAUUUUUUCCAAGCUGAUCGGGAUGGAAGUUACAACCACAUACGGGUAUGACGUAAACCAUGUGAAUGUGGCCCUGGCAGAUUUUGACUUGCCUCUAGACGCACCGCUUUAUCCUGAGCCUAAAAAGGACAAGGACGGGAAAACCGUUUUCAAGGCAGAAGAAGUGGGAUCGAUUUUGGGGCAGCACUAUGACUCAACGUCUAUUGCCUGUGUGAUCAUGUGGGAAUGCCCCCAAGAUAAGGGCGGCGAGACUGUCAUCAUCACAGGUGACGAGACUCCACUGGUGAUUCCAAACAUUGCUCGUCCCGGAUACUGUACGCUCUUGCAGGCAAGGGUUAUCAGACAUAUUGCAACGAAACCAAACACGAACUCCAAUAGGAUAGCUACCGUGGCUGGCUAUUAUCCGGCGGCUCCUAUUUUGGACAACAGCUGUCUGACUAGUGUUCGUCCUAGCAUUCUUCCUCGUUCUGUUCACGACGAGUUUUAUACCGAGUGGUUUGAUUUUAGAUUCAAACAGCUGGAGCGAGUUCUUGCUGACAAGCGCAAGAAAUUGUGGGAUGCUUACAAAAGGGGACAGACCUUUGACCAAAAGGAUGUCAUCGAAUUCAGCAAAGAAUGCCAGCAGUACUUAUUUGACAGCUGGCGGGAAAUGGAGUUUGCAAACAACGACCCCUAUCCUCCGCCUUUAUUCUCGCAACCGUACUCAGAGCUCGCGCACAAAGUAGGAGGUGACGAUGGAUAUUAG
Messenger RNA from Ogataea angusta, 1200 nucleotides. RefSeq lists its product as uncharacterized. Bases 1 to 1200 code for a protein of 399 amino acids. The transcript has a single exon. NCBI's taxonomy places the organism in Eukaryota, Fungi, Ascomycota, Pichiomycetes, Pichiales, Pichiaceae. The record is from RefSeq and is a predicted model, not a curated record.